AUGACGAACCAACAAGACACCCCCACAGCUCUAACUCCUACUGCGUCCACUCCUCGUACUUCUCUUGUUCCCCCCGCUCAGCCUGAUUCAACUUCAGCUUCAGUCCCAGCUUCCGCUUCCACUUCCGCUUCUGCUUCUCCAUCUUCCCCCACGCCUCAAGCUGAACUCAUCCCCGCAGAGGACCCCGGAGAUAACGUCGAUCAUGAUAACUUUGACAUUGACUCGGCCCUUGGGUCAGACGCUGCCAGUUUUCUAUAUCCCGAAUCAAUAGCAGCAAGUAUCCUCGAAUAUAGAACCAUCCAAGGCCGUACCUAUCACAGUGACCGGCAUGAUGCCGAUUACUAUGCUCCCAAUGACGAGCAGCAGCUCCAAUCUGUCGAUAUCACCCAUCACUACCUCACCAUCCUACUCGACAACAAGCUCUUUUUAGCUCCCAUAUCACCUCACGUCCAGACAGUUCUAGACGUCGACGCACAUCCCAGUGCCCAAGUCGUCGGCUCGGACCUCUCGCCCUGCCAGCCAGAAUGGGUCCCUCCAAACGUACGCUUCGAGAUCGCAGAUGCCUCUCUCGAGUGGCCCUGGAAAGAUGACUACUUCGAUUUUGUCCACGUACGCUACCUGUUUGGCUCCAUUCGAGACUGGCCAGCACUCUUCCGCGAAGCAUACCGUUGUUGCGCGCCUGGAGGAUGGGUUCAAUCAUGCGAAGCCGACAUCCAUUUCUACUCCGACGACGGGACAACCGACAACGAACCCGCCCUCAAGACGUGGAAUGAUCUGUACGAGAGCGGUGGACUCGAGACAGGAAGACCAUUCUUUCUCCAGAGAGAGGCAAUACAAGAGCGGAGUAUCACAGAGGCUGGCUUCACCGACGUCAGAAUAUUUGACUAUAAACUACCUGUUGGCGGCUGGCCAAAUAAUCGCAAACUCGCCGAGACGGGCGAGUAUGUCAGGUUGACCAUGGAGAAUGAUCUUGAGGGGUACACAUUUUACACUUGGCAUCAUGUCCUCAACUGGUCCCGGGAAGAGUACACGCAGUUCGUUGCUUCGAUGCUCAAAGCGCUGUCUAACCGCAGAUUGCAUGGGUAUAUGAUGGUGCGAUACGUAUAUGGUCGGAAGCCAUAG
This is a messenger RNA of Fusarium venenatum, 1122 nucleotides long. The record is from RefSeq and is a predicted model, not a curated record. Lineage: Eukaryota; Fungi; Ascomycota; Sordariomycetes; Hypocreales; Nectriaceae.